This is a messenger RNA of Gymnogyps californianus (California condor), 1062 nucleotides long. RefSeq names its product BCL2/adenovirus E1B 19 kDa protein-interacting protein 3-like. NCBI's taxonomy places the organism in Eukaryota, Metazoa, Chordata, Aves, Accipitriformes, Cathartidae. The coding region runs from base 25 to 666 and encodes 213 amino acids. The record is from RefSeq and is a predicted model, not a curated record. Gene Ontology annotation, cellular component: mitochondrial envelope; nucleus; mitochondrial outer membrane. Gene Ontology annotation, biological process: mitochondrial outer membrane permeabilization; positive regulation of apoptotic process. The transcript has 6 exons.
CCCGGUGCCGGCGGUUUUAUUUACAUGGGGGCUCGCGGGCGUCACGUGACUGGCAGAGCGGCGGGGGCUGAGCGCGGCUGCACCCGCGGGGCCAUGGCGUGUGCCGGCGACGACGGCUCCUGGGUGGAGCUGUGGUGUGGCCCAGCGUGCCCGGAGCCCGAGCCCUCGCGGUUCUCCUCCUGCCACGCCGACGUGGAGCGGAUGCUCCUGGAGGCCCAGCUGGAGACGGAGAGCGGUGACGGCGCCCUGCUCACGCUGGGCUCCCCGGCCUGGGAUGACGACGGAGCCAGCCAGGCGAGCGAGCAGCCUGGGGAGGGCGAGCUGCUCCCUCCCCACAGCCAGCCCCAGCCGGGCUGCCCCCACCCCCGGCAGCGGGAUGUGCCGGAGGAAGCCGAGCGGAGGGAGCGACGCCUGCCAGCAUCCCUCGGCUGGGCCUGUGCCCGCCACCCCCAGCAUCUGUCUCCAACGGAGUUUGCCUUUGUGUGCUCCCCCCAGCCGGUGCUGUGGAGCCUGCAGGGAGGCGCAGUGGGGAGAAAGAAGAGACUUUUCAGUUCAGAGCUGCUGCUGCUCUUCAUCCCCUCGCUGCUGCUCAGCCACGUGCUGACCCUGGGACUGGGGAUCUACAUUGGGAAGCGGCUGGCAGCCUCCUCGGCAAACCCACUGUGAAGAGCUGGGCUGAGCGAGAGACGGGUGGCUCCACCGCCCCGCUCCUCCGCUCAGUGUGUGGAGGGAGCCCAGGCACCAGCGCAGCCCAGCUGCUCCCAGACUUCGUGUUUGUGGCACGAGGUGCCGUCUCCCCUCAUCCCUUCUUUAGCCCCAGCCUAGGGAGCUGAUCAUACUCUCCCACGUAGACAGGAACCCACGGAUGGCAGCUCCCUGCUGCAGGCAGCCCCUGCCCUCCCCAUCCCUUGGUUACGGGUCCAGGUUCCUCCUCUGUAACACAAGACUGUAAAUAGGACUCCUGAGCCUGCAACACUACGUGUGAAUAAACAGCCCUGUGCCAGCUCGGGAGGCAGAGCAGCGUGCCGGCAGUCACUGCACCAGACCCGGCACAGCCCGGCC